Bactrocera oleae (olive fruit fly) is the source of this 7575-nucleotide messenger RNA. RefSeq names its product spectrin beta chain (gene beta-Spec). The record is from RefSeq and is a predicted model, not a curated record. Gene Ontology annotation, biological process: actin cytoskeleton organization; neuron development. Gene Ontology annotation, cellular component: cell junction; cell projection; spectrin. Lineage: Eukaryota; Metazoa; Arthropoda; Insecta; Diptera; Tephritidae. Gene Ontology annotation, molecular function: structural constituent of cytoskeleton; actin filament binding; phospholipid binding.
UGUGAUUUUGAGUUGUAUAAAGAAAAUAUCACAUAUAUAUAAGUUUAUUCUUUAAUUCCUACAAAAUAUUGAGACUGGCAACCCUAAGUUGCAAGCGAUUGCUCUCUCAUUCUCAGCUCACUCGUUCCUAUAGGAAAAAUCCAAUUUUCGCGGAUAUCCUACCGUACGGUCUGUAGAAGCGGACGGUAGAAGCAAGCAGGUGAGUGUACAUUUACAUUGCGCUUACAUAAGAUAGGUCAUGUCAGCUAAUACGGUCCACGGUUUCGCGUCGGUGACUGUUUGAAGCAUAAUUCUGGUUGAAAAAUUGCAACCAUGGAUACUGUCGAUAAAGCAGACUAUGUCGUAUAAAGACAACAUAUACAUAAUUUUUCACUUCUCUCUAGUUGUCGUUCUGCUGUUGUUUCCGAAAAUUAAUUUUUAUAAGAAAUUGAAUGUUUAAAAGAAUAUUUCCUUAUUAAACGCUUAAAUUUUGAUCAAACGAAGUGAAAAUUAAUACAUAAAAUACAGAAGACAGAGAGCGAUAUAAAUUCUCGACAAAAUGACGACCGACAUUUCAAUUGUUCGAUGGGAUCCUAGCCAGGGUCCUGGAAACGAAUAUAUCGAUGAAUACGAAUAUGACGGAGGGAAUUCCAGCUCUAGACUUUUUGAAAGAUCGCGUAUAAAGGCUCUUGCUGAAGAACGAGAAAACGUUCAAAAGAAAACGUUUACAAAGUGGGUUAAUUCACAUUUGUGUAGAGUUAACUGCAGAAUAGGGGAUUUGUAUGUAGAUAUGCGUGACGGAAAAUAUCUUAUAAAACUGUUAGAAGUAUUAUCUGGUGAACGUCUACCAAAACCAACAAAAGGAAAAAUGAGGAUCCAUUGUUUGGAAAAUGUGGACAAAGCUCUGCAAUUUUUACGUGAGCAACGCGUACAUUUAGAAAACAUAGGAUCGCAUGACAUUGUGGAUGGAAACGCUUCUCUCAAUUUGGGUUUAAUUUGGACUAUCAUUUUGCGAUUCCAGAUUCAAGAUAUUACAAUUGAAGAAGUUGACAACAAGGAGACUAAAUCUGCUAAAGAUGCGUUACUUUUGUGGUGUCAAAUGAAAACUGCUGGAUACAAUAAUGUGAAUGUCAGAAACUUUACCACUUCUUGGCGUGACGGACUCGCAUUCAAUGCAAUAAUUCAUAAACACCGACCUGAUUUGGUGCAAUUUGAAAAGUUGUCCAAAGCGAACCCCCUGUACAAUCUGAAUAAUGCCUUCGACGUUGCCGAAGAUAAAUUGGGUCUUGCAAAGUUACUCGAUGCUGAAGAUGUGUUUGUCGACCAUCCUGAUGAAAAGUCUAUAAUCACAUAUGUGGUUACCUAUUAUCAUUACUUCAGCAAGCUAAAGCAAGAGACAGUGCAAGGCAAACGAAUCGGAAAAGUUGUAGGAAUUGCCAUGGAAAACGAUAAAAUGAUUAAUGACUAUGAACAUUUCACAAGUGACUUAUUAAAAUGGAUCGAAACAACUAUCCAAGCCCUUGGAGAAAGAGAAUUUGAAAACUCCUUAGCGGGAGUGCAAAGUCAAUUAGCGCAGUUUUCAAAUUAUCGAACUAUUGAAAAGCCUCCAAAGUUUGUGGAAAAGGGUAAUUUAGAAGUGUUAUUAUUCACGCUUCAAUCGAAAAUGCGGGCAAACAAUCAGAAACCCUAUACCCCUAGAGAAGGAAAAAUGAUUUCUGAUAUAAAUAAAGCUUGGGAGCGUUUAGAAAAAGCAGAACAUGAGCGAGAGUUAGCGUUAAGAGAAGAGCUCAUUCGCCAAGAGAAGUUGGAACAACUGGCUGCUCGUUUUGAUAGAAAAGCUUCAAUGAGGGAAACCUGGCUUUCCGAGAACCAAAGGCUAGUUAGCCAGGAUAACUUUGGAUUCGAUUUAACAGCGGUAGAAGCUGCGGCAAAGAAACACGAAGCUAUUGAAACAGAUAUAUUUGCUUAUGAAGAACGUGUACAAGCAGUCAUUGCUGUGUGCGAUGAAUUAGAAUCAGAACGUUACCAUGAUGUUAAGCGAAUAUUGCUGCGCAAGGAAAACGUUAUGCGAUUAUGGACCUACUUGCUAGAACUAUUACGCGCACGUAGAAUGCGGUUAGAAAUAUCGUUGCAAUUGCAACAAAACUUCCAAGAAAUGCUAUAUAUUUUGGAUAACAUGGAGGAAAUCAGGCAGCUACUUUUAACUGAUGACUAUGGAAAACACCUUAUGGGUGUAGAAGACUUACUUCAAAAGCAUUCCCUUGUCGAAGCAGAUAUCAACAUUCUUGGAGAGCGUGUUAAAGUUGUAGUCCAAAAUUCUCAGAAAUUCUUAAGUGAUGACCCAGAGUCAUAUAAACCGUGUGACCCUGAAAUCAUUGUUAGUCGUGUGCAACAAUUAGAAGAUGCAUAUGCUGAAUUAGUCCGUCUAGCUGUGGAGCGCAGAAGCCGUCUGGAAGAAAGUCGAAAAUUGUGGCAAUUCUAUUGGGAUACCGCUGAUGAAGAAAAUUGGAUAAAAGAAAAGGAACAAAUUGUAUCCACCGAUGAAAUUGGACACGAUUUAACUACAGUAAACUUAUUAUUGAGCAAACAUAAGGCAUUGGAAUCGGAAAUUACGUCGCAUGAUCCUCAAUUGCAAGGUAUUGCUAAAAUAGGUGCCGAAUUAAUUACUGAAGGUCACUUUGGAGCUGAUCGUAUUAAGGAUCGUUUGAAGGAAAUUCUUUCUAAAUGGGAUCAUCUGCUAGAUUUGACUAAGUACAGACGUCAACGCCUAGAAAAUGCCGUAGAAUACUUCCAAUUAUUUGCUGAUGCUGACGAUGUAGACAAUUGGAUGCUUGAUACGCUAAGAAUCGUUUCAAGCGAAGAUGUUGGACGCGAUGAAGCUAACGUACAGUCGUUACUUAAAAAGCAUAAGGAUGUUGCUGAUGAACUUAAAAAUUACGCUGAAGUUAUAAACGCUUUACACAAGCAAGCUGAAGAUCUUAAAUUGAACGACACAGAAAAGGCAAAUGUAGAUAAGCGUCUAGAAGCAAUUGAUACUAGAUACAAGGAGUUAACUGAAUUAGCAAAAUUGCGCAAACAACGACUAUUAGAUGCCCUCAGCCUCUAUAAGUUGAUGUCUGAAGCGGACGGUGUUGAGCAAUGGAUAAAGGAAAAGACCAAAAUGUUAGAUACAAUGACGCCUGGAAAAGACAUUGAAGAUGUCGAAAUAAUGAAGCAUCGCUUCGAAGGUUUUGACAAAGAGAUGAAUGCCAAUGCUUCUCGUGUUGCCGUUGUUAAUCAAUUAGCUAGGCAACUGUUGCAUGUUGAACACCCUAAUUCGGAUGAAAUAUUGGAAAGGCAGAACCAUCUUAAUCAAGAGUGGUCUACCUUACGUGAAAAAGCAGAAGCUAAAAUGGAUGAUUUGAAAUCCGCCCACGGAGUGCAAACAUUCUAUAUUGAAUGCAGAGAAACAAUAUCAUGGAUCGAAGACAAAAAACGCAUUUUAACUGAAACCGACAGCCUAGAAAUGGACUUGACUGGUGUGAUGACUUUGCAACGACGUCUUAGUGGUAUGGAAAGAGAUUUGGCAGCUAUUCAAGCUAAACUAUCUAGCUUAAGCAAAGAAGCCGAUAGUAUUGAGAAUGAACAUCCAGAAGAGGCACAAAUAAUCCGGGAUAGAAUUUCUCAAAUUGAGCUUAUUUGGGAGCAACUAACCCAAAUGCUGAAAGAACGUGACUCUAAAUUGGAAGAAGCAGGUGAUUUGCACAGAUUUUUGCGUGAUUUGGACCACUUCCAGACAUGGUUAACUAAAACUCAAACUGACGUGGCAUCUGAAGAUACUCCAACUUCCUUGCCGGAAGCUGAGAAGCUUUUAAAUCAACAUCAAUCAAUUCGCGAGGAAAUUGACAAUUACACUGAAGAUUAUAAGAACAUGAUGGAAUAUGGCGAGCGUUUAACAUCAGAAUCGAAUACGUCGGAUGAUCCACAAUAUAUGUUCCUUCGUGAGCGAUUAAAUGCUUUGAAGGAUGGUUGGGAAGAGUUGCAUCAAAUGUGGGAAAAUAGACAAGUUCUGCUCUCACAAAGCCUAGAUCAACAGUUAUUCAAUAGAGAUGCACGUCAAACAGAAGUGCUAUUAAGUCAACAAGAACAUUUCCUUAGUAAGGAUGAUACUCCAGUUAAUUUAGAGCAAGCUGAAAAUCAACUUAAACGUCAUGAAGCAUUCCUCACUACCAUGGAGGCAAAUGAUGAUAAGAUAAAUACUUUGUUGCAAGUAGCUGACACCCUUGUGGAGAAAGAACAUUUCGACGCUGAGAAAAUCGGAAAGCGAGCCGAAAAUAUUUCAAGUCGUCGUGAUGAUAAUCGCCAACGAGCUUUGGAUCAGCACGAGAAGUUAAAGAAUCAAGUCAAAUUGCAUGAAUUUUUACAAGAUCUUGAAGAAUUGGCGGAAUGGGUACAGGAAAGAUAUGUAACAUCCCAGGAUGAGACCUACAGGAGUGCUAAGACAAUUCAUUCCAAAUGGACACGACAUCAAGCUUUCGAAGCAGAGAUUGCGGCCAACAAAGAACGUUUAUUUGAAGCGGAAAAGGCAGCUCAGGAUUUGUCUAAAGAGAAACCAGAAUUCAAAGAUAUUAUAGAACCAAAGUUAAAAGAACUCGCCAAGCAAUUCGAAGAUUUAGAGGUGCACACAAAAGAGAAAGGCGCAAUGUUAUUCGAUGCAAAUCGAGAAGUUCUGGUACAACAAACUUGCGACGAUAUUGAUUCCUAUAUUACCGACUUGGAAAAACAAAUCGUCAAUGCUGACACAGGCAAUGACCUCACGUCAGUUAAUAUUCUUAUGCAGAAGCAACAAGUCAUACAAACUCAAAUGGCAGCUAAAGAACGGCAGGUAGAGGAGAUCGACAAACAAACUGAAUAUUUGCAAAAGACAACUCCAUUAGAGAAGAUCGAACCAAUUGUUACUAAGAAAACGGCAGUUCUUGAUAGGUUUGAGAAAAUCAAAGCACCACUUGUGGAACGCCAAAAGCAACUGGAAAAGAAGAAGGAAGCAUUCCAAUUCUGCCGGGACGUUGAAGACGAAAAGUUGUGGAUUGACGAAAAGUUACCUUUAGCUACUUCAAAAGAUUAUGGUAACUCAUUAUUUAAUGUUCAUGUAUUGAAAAAGAAAAAUCAAUCUCUUGCUACUGAAAUUGAUAACCACGAACCUAGAAUAAUGGCUAUAUGCAAUAACGGCAGAAAAUUAAUAGAUGAAGGUCAUGAAGAUGCUAAAAAGUUUGAAAGUCUGAUUAGUGAUCUAACUCAAAAAUGGCAAGAACUUAAAGAUGCUAUUGAUAAUCGUAAGAGAAAUCUUUUAGAAUCAGAGAAGGUACAACAAUACUUUUUCGAUGCGCAAGAGGCUGAAUCGUGGAUGAGCGAACAGGAGUUGUACAUGAUGGUGGAGGAUCGUGGAAAGGAUGAGAUCAGUGCACAAAAUCUAAUGAAAAAACAUGAAAAUUUAGAACAAUCUGUUGAAGACUAUGCUAAUACAAUUAGACAAUUAGGCGAAGUUGCAAGACAAUUCAAUACCGAGGACAGUGGUAGUGGUGAUGCCGUGUCCGUUAAGCAAUCUCAAUUGGACAAACUUUACGCUGGCCUUAAGGAUUUGGCUGGCGAACGUCGGGCGCGCUUGAAUGAAGCUCUACAACUAUUUAUGUUGAGCAGAGAAGUUGAUGACUUGGAACAAUGGAUUACAGACCGGGAAGUUGUUGCUGGAUCCCAAGAACUUGGACAAGAUUAUGAUCACGUAACAUUACUGUCGGAGCGCUUUGAUGAAUUUGCACGUGAUACUGAAGCCGUUGGCGGCGAACGAGUUGCUAAGGUUAACAAUAUUGCUGACAACUUAAUUCAAGCUGGUCAUUCCGACUCGGCUACAAUUGCUGAGUGGAAAGAUAAUUUGAAUGAAUCCUGGCAAGACCUUUUGGAACUGAUUGAAACACGAACUCAAAUGUUGGCUGCGUCCAAGGAACUUCACAAAUUCUUCCAUGACUGUAAAGAUAUCCUUAGUCGUAUUAUUGAGAAGCAACAUGGUGUUUCGGAUGAAUUGGGACGAGAUGCAGGAUCUGUAUCAACUUUGCAACGAAAACACCACAACUUCAUGCAAGAUCUUAUGACACUUUAUUCACAAGUACAACAAAUUCAAGACGAAUCAGCGAAACUGCAAGAUUCAUACGCUGGUGACAAAGCAAAGGAAAUCACUAACCGAGAGCAAGAGGUUUUACACGCUUGGUCUAAUUUGCAAGCAAUGUGUGAUGCUCGUAAGCAAAAACUAGCUGACACUGGCGAUCUAUUUAGAUUCUUCAAUAUGGUUCGUAUAUUAAUGAUAUGGAUGGAGGAUCUAGUGCGACAAAUGAACACAUCUGAGAAACCUAGAGAUGUUUCGGGGGUUGAACUACUUAUGAAUAAUCACCAAAGUCUUAAAGCUGAAAUUGAUACAAGAGAAGAUAACUUUGCCGCCUGUAUAUCUCUUGGUAAAGAGUUAUUGGCAAGAAGUCAUUAUGCAUCAGCAGAUAUUAAAGAUAGGCUUCUGCAGUUGAACAACAGUCGAAAUGGCUUGCUACGACGUUGGGAAGAGAGAUGGGAGAAUUUACAACUAAUUUUAGAGGUAUACCAGUUCGCCAGAGAUGCUGCCGUUGCUGAGGCUUGGCUUAUUGCCCAAGAACCUUAUCUUUUGUCUUCAGAAUUGGGUCACACCAUUGAUGAAGUUGAGAACCUAAUUAAAAAACAUGAAGCAUUCGAAAAAUCUGCUGCUGCCCAAGAAGAACGGUUUAGUGCUCUUGAGCGCUUAACAACAUUUGAGCUUAAGGAAAUCAAGAGGCGUCAGGAAUUGGCGGAGGAAGCAGAGAGGCAGCGAGUAAAAGAGGAAUUGGAGGCCAAAGCAGCUUUGGAAGCCGCUGAACAGGCUAAACGGGAAGCAGAGAGACGCGAUAUUGUCGAUGCCGCAGCAGCGGCGGCUGAAGAAUCAGCAGAACAUUCAACUUUGUCCGCUGGUGAAGGACAGGAAGGUUAUCUCACAAGAAAACAUGAAUGGGAAUCUACUACGAAAAAAGCCUCAAAUAGGUCGUGGGAUAAGGUAUACGUAGUUGCAAAAAUAGGGCAUUUAUCAUUCUACAAAGAUCAAAAGGGUUAUAAAAGUAAUCCUGAAUUGACUUUCCGUGGAGAACCAUGUUAUGAUUUACAAGGUGCAGGUAUUCAAAUUGCUACCGAUUAUACCAAAAAGAAGCAUGUCCUAAGAAUAAAGCUUUCUGGGGGCGCUGAAUUUUUAUUACAAGCGCAUGAUGAUGAUGAAAUGUCUCAGUGGGUGUCUUCCUUGAAGGCCCAAAGUGAUUCAGCAACCGUUGCUGAAAGCAGAUCCCAAACAUUACCAGCUACUUCUCAGAAGGAUGAACCAAAACGCAGAUCUUUCUUUACUCUUAAAAAAAAAUAAAGUGAGGACGUUCAUUAUUAAUAAUAAUAUUAAAUUUUGCUUACAAAAUUGCACGACAAAUAUGCUAAAUAUAUGUAUCUUAUUUAUUAAAAACAUGUAUGCAUUUCAAUGUAUUCAAUAAAACAUUUAUUCCUCAAUUUCUAAUAGGGGAAGAUCAA